CCUCGCUUCAAUGAUUGUACAUAAUUAUCGCCCUUUUAUGAUUUACGCCAUUAGUUACCAUUGCAGACUUAACGCCCUUUAUUCAAGAACGCCAUUUGUACACACGCAUUUUAAAAUAUGGCAAAAGCUCUAAAACUGAAGGAACUGGAAUCUUACCUUGAUGAUGUUGAUGUGUUUGCGAACCCAAAAAUAAAGCUUGAACAAUAUCCAACUACACCACAUAUAGCAGCAUGUAUGCUUCACACAAUACACACACGCUAUGAUGACAUUGAAAGUAAAAACAUCCUGGAUCUGGGCUGUGGUUGUGGUGUGUUAAGUAUAGGGGCUGUGAUGCUAGGUGCCAAAAAGGUGACUGCCAUAGACAUUGACGAAGAUGCUCUAGCUAUCUGUCAACAAAAUAUAGAGGAGUUCGAGAUGGAAAAUAUUGAGGCUGAGCAACAUGAUGUAGCAGCACUGGGGUCAGAGGUCACAGAAAGGUUGAAAGGCAACAUUGAUACUGUGAUCAUGAAUCCACCAUUUGGAACCAAACAUAACGCAGGUAUAGAUAUGAUCUUUCUGAAGACAGCACUGGAUCUCUCCUCUACGUCUGUUUAUUCUCUUCACAAAACUUCAACAAGGGAGCAUAUCAUGAAAAAGGCUGCUGAGUGGGAUGUGGAAAUAGAAUUCAUUGCACAACUCAAAUUUGACAUUAAAAACACCCUUAAGUUCCAUAAGGAGAAAUCUGUUGAUAUAGAAGUAGAUUUUAUAAGACUGUCACACAAAAAGUCAGUGAAAAAAUAAAAAUGUGUUAAAAGUCAA
Messenger RNA from Mercenaria mercenaria, 798 nucleotides. RefSeq names its product rRNA N6-adenosine-methyltransferase METTL5-like. The coding region runs from base 118 to 780 and encodes 220 amino acids. Gene Ontology annotation, molecular function: rRNA (adenine-N6-)-methyltransferase activity; nucleic acid binding. Lineage: Eukaryota; Metazoa; Mollusca; Bivalvia; Venerida; Veneridae. The record is from RefSeq and is a predicted model, not a curated record. Gene Ontology annotation, biological process: rRNA methylation. The transcript is spliced from 6 exons.